This is a messenger RNA of Paramuricea clavata, 657 nucleotides long. The record is from the annotation of a GenBank genome assembly. NCBI's taxonomy places the organism in Eukaryota, Metazoa, Cnidaria, Anthozoa, Malacalcyonacea, Plexauridae.
AUGUUAGAGAAAAUAGUUUAUAACCAACUCCUCAAUUUUCUGAAUGACAACAAAAUAAUCACAAAACGCCAAUCUGGCUUCCGUAAAUAUCACUCUACUGAAACUGCUCUCUUGCAAACAACCAAUAAAUAUUUAAUGAAUAUGGAUAGAGGCUUAAUAAACGGUGUCUUGUUUCUUGAUCUCAAAAAGGCAUUCGAUACAGUCGACCACAAAAUCCUUCUUGCUAAACUCGAACUAUAUGGAGUUCAAGGUGUAGCCCUUAACUUCUUCAAAUCGUACUUAACCAACAGGAGUCAAUUAUGUACAGUCCAAGGUACAAAUUCCCAACUGAAAAAGAUAAAGUGCGGAGUCCCACAGGGAUCAAACUUAGGACCGUUAUUAUUCUCAUUGUAUAUAAACGAUCUUCCUAACUGUCUCGAACAAACAGAGGCAUCUAUGUUUGCAGAUGACACAAAUAUAUCAAGCAUUGGUAAUUCACCUGCGGACAUAGAAGUGAAACUAAACAAUGACUUGUAUAACGUCAAUAACUGGUUAAUAGCAAACAAGCUUACUUUAAACUUAAAAAAAACUGAAUUUAUGCUAAUAGCCUCUAAACGAAAAUUGAAACAUUUCUCUUAUGACCCAUGUAUACUGAUUGGUAAUCAUAACAUCAAACAG